Molecule: messenger RNA, 1386 nt
Organism: Fusarium sp. VM40
Lineage: Eukaryota; Fungi; Ascomycota; Sordariomycetes; Hypocreales; Nectriaceae
Source: the annotation of a GenBank genome assembly
AUGGUGCGCAACAUUGUUAUCCUGGGAGGUAACUCUCACCCGCAACUCACAGAACGAGUCUGCCAACUUCUCGGUGUUCCUGCCAGCAACCGAAUUCUUGGAAAAUUCUCUGGCGGCGAGAGCCGUUGCGAAAUCAAGGACUCUGUCCGAGGCAAAGAUGUCUACAUUAUACAAUCCGGCUCUGGCAAUGUCAACGACAACCUCAUCGAGCUGUGCAUCAUGAUUUCAGCUUGCAAAACUGGUUCCGCAAAGCGAGUAACCGCUGUUGUGCCUCUGUUUCCUUAUUCCCGACAGCCUGACUGGCCCUACAACAAAGCUGGCGCUCCUUUGUCACAAGUUUCUGGCGCUUCCAAAGACUAUACAUUUGAGAGCGUUCCUCCUACUCCUCGCCCUGGUGGCCCCAAGUCAGCCGGUCUGCCCAAUGGCGUCGGCAACCUGACAGAAAAGCUCUCAAAAACGGCCCUCGCCAACGAAGCUGCUGCCAGCGGCACAACAAAUGGUGCCAAUGGCACAUUCACUCCUCGUCGUUCAGACACCUUCUCGAGCACGACCUCCGAAGCUCGAGGCCAUCAUACCGAGCACUCAACUUCCUCCCAGAGAAACGCUUACACCACACACGACUACGAGAAUCAGUCCAACAUCUCCAAUUUUCAGCCUAAGCCGGGUUACAAGCAGUGGAUUGCCCAGGCCGGUACUCUUGUUGCCGACUUGCUCACAUGUGCAGGCGCAGACCAUAUCAUCACGAUGGACCUACACGACCCUCAAUAUCAGGGUUUCUUCGACAUCCCGGUCGACAACCUGUAUGGAAAAGCCCUGCUCCAAAACUACAUCCAGAUCCAGAUUCCCGAGUUUCCCCAGGCUGUGAUUGUUUCUCCCGAUGCUGGAGGUGCGAAGCGUGCCACGCUCAUUGCAGACAGUCUGAAAACAGACUUUGCUCUGAUCCACAAGGUAAUCCCACCAACUGAUCUUACCCCUUCUGAUCAAAACUCAUUUAUUGCUACAAAGGAGCGACGACCCAUCCGGUUUACCGAGCAUCGAAAUGCAAGCAUGAUGCUGGUUGGUGAGGUGAAGAACCGUAUCUGCAUUCUUGUUGACGACAUUGUCGACACCGGUAACACCAUCACACGUGCUGCGAAACUUCUAAAGAAAGAGGGCGCUGCUCAGGUUUAUGCCCUUGUUACUCACGGAGUAUUCAGCGGUGACUCCAUUGCUCGCAUCAAUGCUUCUGCGAUCGACAAGAUGCUUGUUACGAACUCCGUUCCCCAGGAGGAGCACCGCAGACUAUGCCCCAAGCUUGAUGUGCUCGACAUCUCACCCGUCUUCGCCGAAGCCAUUCGCCGUGUCCACCAUGGCGAGUCUAUCAGUGUGCUUUUCCAGCUCACCUAA